This is a messenger RNA of Ctenopharyngodon idella (grass carp), 1648 nucleotides long. RefSeq names its product Jupiter microtubule associated homolog 1a (gene jpt1a). Lineage: Eukaryota; Metazoa; Chordata; Actinopteri; Cypriniformes; Xenocyprididae. Bases 147 to 626 code for a protein of 159 amino acids. Gene Ontology annotation, cellular component: nucleus. The record is from RefSeq and is a predicted model, not a curated record. The transcript is spliced from 5 exons.
UAAUCGCGUCUAAUGGGCGUGUACAGGAGCGCAGAUUCAGCACUAGAGACUGAUGCCCUGAGCAGGAGACGCUCUUUGUGGCUUGAUGACAAUAAUCUGGCAAAUAUAGUUUGGGAAAAGCCGUGAACAGAAGCUGUGUGUUCAAGAUGACGACCACCACCACUUAUCAAGGCAUGGAUCCGACUGCGAGGAGCAGCUCCAGAGUGCUGCGUCCACCAGGUGGAGGUUCAAACAUCUGCUUUGGCACAGAGGAAGAGAAACCUGUGAAAAAAAACAAAAUGGCAUCUAGCAUAUUUGCUGAACCCGAGGACCCUCACGCCCAUCGGAGGAACAAUCCGCCAGGUGGGAAGCCUACAGGUGUGUUGUGUGGUGAGCCAUCUGCCCCGCUCAGAAGAUGUACUGCUCAACCAGUCAACCAAAGUAACACCACACUCGACAAUAAUGUACCUGUGAAUGGUGAUGAAGACUCAGUCAAUGUUGAUAGCGCAGAAGAACUUAAACCUGUUCAGGAGCAGCAUGACACACCAGCUCCUCCUUGCCUCUCUGCAACAGAGCAGCCUGCAGCUGGGCUUCCUUCUGGCCGUAGAAACCCACCGGGGGGCAAAUCCUCUCUCAUCUUAGGCUAAAGCAUUGCCGCACUUAAGGAUAAGAUCUGGGCCUAUGUGAAACAAGCAUCUCAGAGUAAAUGUGCUGUUCUGUAGUCAGUGCUCAUCCUCUGCAUAACUGUAUUCAUAAAAUGACAUAAAGCCACAAAGAACUGAUUCAGAUCGGGGCAAUUUUGUCAGAGCGUGCCACAAAUCUCUGAGCUGUGAUUUGUUCAAAGAAUGUCUUUGAAUAUGUUGAGUGUUGGUCUCUCAGUCUUGUGUCAACUAAAGACCCUUUAGGAAAAACAAAUCCUAUGUAUGCACUGCUACUCUCAGAUUCUACAAACCACAGGCCACAAUUUGCCAUCAAAGUUCUUAACAUUCAACAUUUAGAAGGUUAAACUGCAUUCACGUAAGCCUAAGAAAUGUCUCCCUGAUUGAGUGUUUGUCUCCCUUUUCAUGUAUUAAGUUUUUGUCAGCACUUUAUGAACUGUGGUGCCCAAUUUGCGGUGCCUCAGACCUGCUGGUUAAGACACAAAGUUUCACAUCCAUCACUGCGAAUAAAAAAAAAAGGCUGAAACAUUUGUAGAUGUAAAGGAAAAAAAAAGGUAUAAACACUGAUAUACUGAUCGCUGAAGAGAUAUUUAGUACAAAAGAACAACAAAAACACAAUGAGGUUUAACAGUUACACAUUAAAUCAUUGCCUGCACAUUCAGGUGUGUGGUGAAAGAGAUAACAGAGCAACAACAUGAGAGUGCAAUGAAAUAUUACCUUCUAGUCACUAACAGGUGUGCCAGAAAAGGUGCAUGUGAGCAAGCUAUUAUUUAUUUGUGUUUGUUACAAAAUAUAAAGUUAUAAAACAUGUACAAAAACACAAACAGCCACAGUGUAAAGCCAUUUUAUCAAAUCAUUCAAGUAUUCCAUAUUCAACAAAAAGAUUGAAAGUUCUUAUUGCCUUGUUAUUUUUGACGUAUGCCAAAAAGGUGCUGUAAUAAAGUGUGUAAUAGAGUCUGUUCAUUUUUUUUAUGUACAUUAACUUUUCUCAAAUUAAAAAAAUUAGUACA